Messenger RNA from Carcharodon carcharias (great white shark), 1172 nucleotides. RefSeq names its product inhibitor of growth family, member 2 (gene ing2). The record is from RefSeq and is a predicted model, not a curated record. Lineage: Eukaryota; Metazoa; Chordata; Chondrichthyes; Lamniformes; Lamnidae. The transcript is spliced from 2 exons. Gene Ontology annotation, biological process: positive regulation of DNA-templated transcription. Gene Ontology annotation, cellular component: nucleus. Bases 255 to 1055 code for a protein of 266 amino acids.
CCUGUACUGUCAGUAUCGCGUCAUCGUGUUUUUUUUAAAAAUACGAAAUGAAUUUAAAAAUCCAAAAUAAAUUCUCCCUAUAAUAUAUAUAAUAAACGCGAUCGGAUAGUGGGAUAGGAGUUAUUUUAUCGAGGCGCUCGGCCGAGGUCACGUGCUGGCGGGCAGCGGGCGGUGUGAGUGAGCAGGCGUGGAGAGGGGCUGGGCGCUGAGUUUGUUUGGGACCAGGGAGGCAGAUUGGGCCCGGAGCCGGUAUCAUGCUCGGGCUCGGACAGUGCCCCAAGGCCCGGCUCUCCGGCUAUGUGGAGGAUUAUCUGGAGAGUGUGGAGGCGCUGCCUCUGGAACUGCAGCGGAAUGUGUCCCGGCUAAGGGAGAUCGACACGCAGUACCGAGAAGUUUUGAAGGAACUCGAUGAUGCUUAUGAAAAGUAUAAGCAGGAAACAGACAUUACUCAAAGGAAGCGACUGCUGCAUCAUCUCCAGCGAGCACUAAUUAACAGCCAAGAGCUGGGAGACGAGAAAAUUCAGAUUGUUUCACACAUGAGUGAGCAGGUGGAGAAUUGUGCAAGGGAGAUGGAUAGUCACUCAGAAUGUUUUGAGGACCCAACCGAACAUGAGAAGUCUAUUGAGAAAGUCAAAAUGGAGGUGUCUCAAACAGAAAGGCCUUCCAGAAGGCUGCGUAGACCGAAAAAUGGUGAAAAUCGUGAAUUGUGCCAUAUUGGUAAUGAAACUGAAGAGGGAGAGGAGCCCCCUAAAGAGAAAAAAUCAAAAUCUGCAAAAAAGAAGCGCUCGAAAGCUAGACCAGAAAGGGAAGUCUCUCCUAUUGACUUUCCAAUCGAUCCUAAUGAACCCACUUACUGCCUCUGCAACCAGGUGUCUUAUGGUGAAAUGAUAGGUUGUGAUAAUGAUGAAUGUCCAAUCGAGUGGUUUCAUUUUUCUUGUGUAGGAUUAACGUACAAGCCAAAAGGUAAAUGGUUUUGUCCAAAAUGCAGAGGUGAUACAGAAAAGACAAUGGACAAAUGCAUUGAAAAAUCAAAAAAAGAUAGAAAGUCAAGGUAGUGCCUACCAGAAAUUUUAAGUUUUUCAUUACUUCUGUCAUCAUGUAUAAGAAUAUUAGCUUAAAUUGUAUGUGUAACUAUGCAAUAAUUUUUACUAUUAAACAUUGCUGAAGUAUGA